Messenger RNA from Cyprinodon variegatus (sheepshead minnow), 660 nucleotides. Its product is annotated as sialic acid-binding Ig-like lectin 14. The coding region runs from base 1 to 660 and encodes 219 amino acids. Lineage: Eukaryota; Metazoa; Chordata; Actinopteri; Cyprinodontiformes; Cyprinodontidae. The transcript is spliced from 2 exons. The record is from RefSeq and is a predicted model, not a curated record.
AUGCUGUUUCCAGGAGCUCUGGGUCAAACCAUUAAGCAUGAGCUGACGUCUACCUGCGCUGUGAGAGGAUCGACAGCCACCCUGCCCUGCUCCUUCACACCGUUAAAAUCUUUCUCCAGAGAUGGACCGGAAGCCCCUCUGAAGAACAUCAGAGUUCGCUGGUGCAAGAACCAUCUGAUGUGUCAAGAUUCAACCUCAUCUGUGUUUGACAGUAACUCAACGAACAACAACCCCCGUUACCAGUACCUGGGAGACCUGAAGGGAAACUGCUCUCUGCAGAUAAGAGAUGUAGAAAUGGGAGAUGACGCAACCUUUUACUUCAGAGUGGAAGCUGAUGAAGUUGAAGGGAGCGUUUUAAACACAACAGGAGUAAAGCUCACCGUUGUAGAGGACAAAAAGAUGAGGGUCCUGGGUUACAGUGAAGAAGGCUUCAGAAGCGGUCGCUUCGCCCUGCUCCGCUGCAUUUUGUCAUGCUCUGCUUCCCAACACAACAGGGUCACCUGGAAGAAAGAUGGCGUCGUCCUCUCACAGACUUGGAGCAACCUGCUGUUCAACCCUCUGACUGUGAAACAUUCUGGCAGCUACACCUGUGCUCUGAGGAACGACACGGAGACGCAGUCUGAGCCGUUCGUCCUGCAGGUGGAGGCUGCAGGUAAAUGA